Molecule: messenger RNA, 2183 nt
Organism: Musca domestica (house fly)
Lineage: Eukaryota; Metazoa; Arthropoda; Insecta; Diptera; Muscidae
Product: monocarboxylate transporter 9-like
Exons: 5
Coding region: 89-1876 (595 amino acids)
Biological process (GO): monocarboxylic acid transport; transmembrane transport
Molecular function (GO): monocarboxylic acid transmembrane transporter activity
Source: RefSeq, a predicted model, not a curated record
CAACUUUUUUUAUGAAUAAGGGAAAAUUUUUACUUUUUUCUAAUUAUUUAACCAUUAAAAGAAAAAAUUUCAUAAUUUUUACCCCAAAAUGACUGAGGAGAAGAAAUCCAAAUUGAGCGAUGCCAACAAUACACUGGUCUACAAACCGACAACGUUGCCGAACAAAUCCAAAUCGAAACAUCGCGACAAAAGUGAUUUGGGUCCAAAUUUUGUGGCACCCGAUGGAGGUUGGGGCUGGGUUGUGUGUAUAGCUGCCGGUUUCAGUAAUCUAUCAAUAUUCCCGCCACUACAACAAUAUGGCCUUAUCUACCGGCAACGUAUGGAAAAAUCCAAAUUCGAUGCCCAACAAAUUACAACAAUCAUUAAUGCGGAAAUGGCUUUAUCGGCAAUUAUUGGCCUUGUCAAUGGGGCCAUGUUUCGGCGAUUCACCUUCCGGCAGGUGGGUAUGGUGGGAAGUCUACUGGCGUUUACGGGAAUUUUUUGUACGGCAUUUUGUGAAAAUUUCAUAGAAUAUUUGGUGUGUUUUUCGUCGAUUUAUGGUAUUGGCCGGGGUCUUAUUACGGCCUCAAAUUCCUUGGCUGUAAAUACUUACUUCAAAAACAAACGGCGACGGGCAACGGGUUUUACAUGGACCAUUACAGGCUUAGGUGCCGUUAUAUUCCCGCAUGUUUCGACCCUAUUGCUGGGUGUCUAUGGAGCCCAGGGUUCAAUUCUAAUCUAUUCGGCCAUAAUGUUAAAUGCCUUUAUGUGUUCUCUGACAUUGCAGCCGGUUUUGUGGCAUUCUCCCAAACCCGCUGCAGCAGAGGCGGUGGCAGAGCAGGAGCAUGGAAAGGACAAUGAAAUUCCAAUCAAAUGUGAAUAUUGUCUGAAACGAGAAAAAGAAGAGCAAGAGGAAGAAUUGGAAAAGUCGGAAUAUGAAAUAACCGUGCCCGGUACACCCAUGGUAGCCCGGGCCAAUGAUGGUUGGUUUGGUUCAAAAUUGUCACUGAACAAAGAGACGAGGACCUCUCACAAUCGUAGGCGUCAUGUGUCCCAGCAGAAUAGUUGUGAGAGUGGCUACGAGUUGGAGGAAAGAAAAUCGUCCGAAAAGCAGUAUGGUCCACAAAGUUUACACUGCACUUGUGCCGAGAAAAAAGCCCUCUUGGAGCAGAAUAGUAAAAACAAACAAGAAGAGGAGGAGGAAGCCCAACGAAAAGCUCUUCUCGAAGAAGAGGAGCAAGAGACCUUACGCAGACGUCACCUUUCUGUGGCCCAGAAAAUCAUUCUCUUUUUCGAUUUGGACCUCCUCAAAGAUUUCACCUUUGUCAACCUGGCCGUCGGCAUGACUAUCAUGAUGUUUGGCGAAGUUAAUUUUUCAGUUCUGACCCCCUUUAUUUUAAAUAGUUUCGGUUACAGUGACGGACAAAUAUCUGUGGCCAUGUCCUGCUUGGCUGGCAUGGAUAUUGGGGUGCGGUUUUUGGCCCCACUGCUAUUGGAGAGGGUUAAACUUUCCAAUAGCGUAUUGUUUGCUUUCGGAAUUGUUGCCGUUUCGAUUGGUCGUUUUAUUGUCACCCAAACCGAUUCGUAUCAUGUCGUAUUGGCGGUGUUUGUUUUGAUUGGUUUUGGCAAAGGGUUUCGCACAAUUUUCUCACCCCUGAUAAUACCCAGUUGUGUGCCACUGAAGCGUUUACCAGCCGCAGCAGGGCUGCAGCUUAUUUUCAGUUCAAUUGUGUCAUUUUCGUUGGGGCCAUUGUUGGGUUCUAUUACCGAUCGAUUUGGUUAUGCGGUAACCAUCCACUGUAUUAAUGCCCUCACUGGGCUGAUGUUAUUAUUUUGGAUAUUUGAAUCCUUUAUUCGAAGGAGUUUUAAGAAGAAAUCACCCACAUGUGAUUCAUGAAAUAUUUUAUUAACUAUUUUAGGUUUUGAUUUUCUAUAUUUUAGGCUGUAUCGGAAAUCUCUUUUUUUGCAGGCUUUUUAAAACGUAUGGAAGACAUGCUGAUGUUUUACGGCUCCCUAAAGAAAAAUGUACGUACGCAAAGGAUAUGAGACGAGAAUUGAAUUUCGGUGUUGUAAUUUCGUGUCCACACACGACAAUUUCUAUAAAAAUUAGUUAUUAAGAAACUCGCCAUAGUGAAAGUACUCCAUUGUGGAUACUGAAAUGAAAGACUAGAACCCUAGGAAUCCUAUAGCCGUUUAAGGCUUAG